Molecule: messenger RNA, 2251 nt
Organism: Dendroctonus ponderosae (mountain pine beetle)
Lineage: Eukaryota; Metazoa; Arthropoda; Insecta; Coleoptera; Curculionidae
Gene: Hrs
Product: hepatocyte growth factor-regulated tyrosine kinase substrate
Exons: 15
Coding region: 141-2165 (674 amino acids)
Molecular function (GO): phosphatidylinositol binding; metal ion binding; ubiquitin binding
Source: RefSeq, a predicted model, not a curated record
ACAGCUGUCUGUGGGUGACAGAUUCUCAAAGUCAUCUGUUCAAUUCAUUACAUUUGUUUCUCCCCCAAAAGGGUAAAAACAUAUAUUUUUUAAAUUCGGUGUGAUUAGUCAGUGUUUCAGAGUGCAGGGCUGGUUCCGACAUGUAUCCGUGGUCCAGUCAUUUCGACAAAUUGCUUGAAAAAGCCACCAGUCAUCUCAUAAUGGAGCCAGAUUGGCCGUCCAUCCUGCGAAUAUGCGAUUUGAUUCGGCAAAAUGAUGUCUCAGCCAAAACUGCUUUAGUUGGAGUAAAAAAGAAGCUAAACUCCCCCAACCCACAUACUUCACUAUUUGCAUUGUCCUGUCUUGAAAGUAUGGUAAAAAACUGCGGCGUUCUUGUCGCUGAAGAACUAACUACAAAAGCAAACUGUGAAUUUUUGCAUGAUCUGGUCAAGAACACGCCCCAUGAAAACGUUAAGCAGAAGCUACUCGAGCUAAUUCAGGCCUGGAACUUUGCCUUUAGAAACAACCCCAAGCAUGGCAAUUUAAAGGAUCUGAUGGCGACGAUGAAAUCAGAAGGAUACAAAUUUCCAGUGCUCCAAGAAAGUGACGCGAUGUUUUCAGCCGAUACCGCGCCUGAAUGGAUUGUUGGUGAUAGUUGUUUCAAGUGCAGAUCAGAGUUUACGAUUAUCAAUAGAAGACACCAUUGCAGGGCUUGCGGUCAAGUUUUUUGCGGAGCGUGCAGCUCCAAAACGAAGACUCUUCCCAAGUAUGGAAUUGAAAAGGAGGUUCGAGUUUGCGAUACGUGUUACGAAGCAGGAAACAAACCCGCAACUGUUCCGAAAACGCCUAAGCAAGGAGAAACCGAACUGCCUCAGGAGUAUUUGAAUAGUUCCCUAGCUCAACAAAGUCAGGAACCUCCAAGGAAAAAUGAGGAUGAGCUUAAAGAGGAAGAGGAUCUGCAAUUGGCUUUGGCUCUUAGUCAGUCUGAAGCCGAAGCUAAGGAAAAGGAGAAGCUUAGAGUAACACAUGCGCUAUUGAACAAUCCCCCGAGAAAAGAUUUGGAGCCUGCUCCUCGUCGCAGUCCGUCGCCGCAACGUGAAGAUACCUCCAAUCCGGAACUGGACCGCUAUUUAAACCGUUCGUUUUGGGAAUCCAUUCAAUCUAAUGAUCCGAAAGAUCGGCCAACUAGCCCAUCAGCCCCAUCGCCAGCUUCAUCAAUUUUAAGUAACGAACCAAAGUUCAAGAUCAAAGAAAAUGGCACCGUUGAUGUUGACUUAGAGGAGUUCAUCAAGGCGCUAAAGAGCCAAGUAGAGAUUUUUGUCAAUAGAAUGAAAAGCAAUUCCAGCAGAGGACGUUCCAUAACGAACGAUACUAGUGUGCAGUCUCUUUUCCUGAACAUCACCAACUUGCAUUCCAGAUUGCUGAAAUACAUUCAGGAUCACGACGAUAGUCGAUUGUAUUAUGAAAGACUACAGGAUAAAUUGACUCAGGUAAAGGAUGCUCGAGCUGCUUUGGACGCGUUGCGUGAAGAACAUCGUGACAAACUACGGCGAGAAGCUGAAGAAGCGGAGCGCCAAAGACAAUUGCAAAUGGCCCACAAGUUGGAGAUUAUGCGAAAAAAGAAGCAAGAGUAUCUGCAGUAUCAGCGCCAGUUGGCGUUGCAGCGGAUUCAAGAGCAGGAACGGGAAAUGCAGAUGAGACAGGAGCAACAGAAGCAGCAAUAUCUAAUGGGCCCUCCGCAGUUUGCCGGCUAUAUGGGCUCCCCAGUACAUGCUCCACAGUUCCAACCGCCCAAUCAGCCUCCUCCUGGAAUGGCGGGAUAUUAUGGGCAGUAUGGCCAGAUUAUGGGACAACCAGCCAACCCUGGACCUCCAGGCUCUGCUGGUCCUCCUCAAGGCCCACAUAUGGGCGCCAUGCCUGCCCAAAUGGGCGCCCCACAUCCGCAGCAGUUUGCUUCCCAGCCGGGUGGGCCUCCACUCGCAUUUAAUCCUCCGAUGAUGGGGGUCUCUGCUCAAGGUCCUCCUGCUCAUGGAAUGCCACCGCAUCCAGGUAUGCAACUUCCAAAUGGACAAGGCGCCCCUCAAAUGCAGUAUCCGAUUCAAGGCGGUCCACCAGUGCACAAUCUACAACAAGUUCCUUCAAACGGGGAGCAAACACAAACUGCAGAGUUGAUUAGUUUUGAUUAAUAAAGAUAAUGUAAUUGUCGCAAAUAUAUAUCCAGACUAUAUUAUUACACUUGUUAUAUGCUGAUAUUAAUAAAUUCCUAUGUAGA